GCUCAUGUUCCCGGGCUGAAAUGGCCGGAAGGGCGCUCUCCCCCCCGUGCAAAACCACGCCGCCGCCGCCGCUCCUGCUGCUUGCCGCCGAGUCACAAACUCCUCCUGAACACUUCUUGCCACGAGUCUGGGACUGAGGAGGACACUUUCUGUGAUAGUUGGAGUGACUUUUUAUUUUGCGGGAGGUGGGUAUCCUCUCUCUAUAUAUCUAUAUCUUUGAACUAGAGACUUGAGGAGAGAGUAACGGAGGGAGAGAAAGAAAGACUGUGUGUGUAUCUAUAUAUAUAUAUAAUACCCAUCUCGCUGUUUGACCGAGUGGGCGUGAACUGAGCGUUUUUCCAGAGAAAGAGAAGACAACUUGGCUUGGUUGGACGGGAAGAGCAGAAGAGUGCAAAAUACACACACAUACACACACACACACAGAGGGUACUUGGAGCGGAGUUGUUUCCCUUUCGGGGCGUUUGGCUCCCCAAAGUUGCCCAGAGCGGCGGAGAGGAGAGAAGCGUGGGGAGCGGCGGGGCUGGGGCCCUAGGGCCGGGCUCGCCCCCCGCCGCCGCCGCCGCCGCCGCGAUGGUGCAGCAGACGGGCAACGCGGAGCCCAACGCGGAGGCGCUGCAGCUGCUGGCGCCCGGGGAGAGCGCCGCCUCGGAGUCGGGGCUGGAGCUGCUGGGCCCGGCCUCCUCCCCCACGCCGGCCUCCUCGGCCUCGACGGGCGGCAAGGCGGACGACCCGAGCUGGUGCAAGACGCCCAGCGGGCACAUCAAGCGCCCCAUGAACGCCUUCAUGGUGUGGUCGCAGAUCGAGCGGCGCAAGAUCAUGGAGCAGUCGCCGGACAUGCACAACGCGGAGAUCUCUAAGCGGCUGGGCAAGCGCUGGAAGCUGCUCAAGGACGGCGACAAGAUCCCCUUCAUCCGCGAGGCCGAGCGCCUCCGCCUCAAGCACAUGGCCGACUACCCGGACUACAAGUACCGGCCCCGGAAGAAGGUCAAGGCCGGGGGGAGCGGCGCGGGCAAGCCCGGCGAGAAGGGCCCUCCGGGAGCGGCGCCCGGGCCCAACAGCUCCUCCUCGCCCUCCUCCUCGUCGCCCUCCUCCAAAGCGGGGCUGAAGAAGAGCGCCAGGCCGCAGCCCAAGCUCAAAGCCUCGGAGGCGCUGCCUCCCUCCUCCUCCUCCUCGGAGAGCGGCGGGAAGAAGGCCAGCAGCAAGCGCCCCCCUUUGGCGGCCCACGCCUCCCCGGUGCCCUCCAGCCCCACGCUGGGCGCCGACACCAGCGACCCGCUGAGCCUCUACGAGGAGGGCGUGGGCGUGGGGCUGCUGGCGGGGCCGGGCUCCCCUCGGGGCGGCUGCUCCCCGCCGGACCACCGCAGCUACGCCAGCCUGAGGGCCCCCUCGCCAGCGCCCUCCUCCUCGCUCUCCUCCUCGGGCUCCUCUUCCUCCUCCGCCUCCUCCUCCUCUUCUUCCUCGGACGACGACGAGCUGGAGGACGACCUGCUGGACCUGCACCCGAGCCCGGGCUUCGAGGACAUGGCCCUGGGCGGCCUGGGCGCUUCGGCCGUCCUCGACCGGGACCUGGAUUUGAACUUGGAGCCCGGCUCCGGCUCGCACUUCGAGUUCCCGGACUAUUGCACGCCGGAGGUCAGCGAGAUGAUCUCCGGGGACUGGCUCGAGUCCAGCAUUUCCAACCUGGUCUUCACGUAUUGAGGGAAUGAGGCGAAGAAGAAAUUGGGGGGAAGCAGAGACAGGCAACCCUUCCCCCACGCCCUCCUUUUGACAGACUGGGAGCCACGGGCGUCACGGUCGCGCGUGUCCAAGUGAGUGUCCGUAUGUGUGUGAGUGUGUGUUUUCCCCACAUCUUUCGUGACAAACGGACUCGGGGAAUGUGUGUCUUUUUUUGAACGACGAAAGGGAUCAACCUUCUUUUUUUAAAGUGGGGCUCUUUUCCCCCUCUGCCCAGAUGAAACAGAUCCCCAUCGAGGCCUCCCACGCUCUUCUUUUCCCCCUCAUCCUUUCCCACAGCCGAAGAAUGACUUCCACGUUUCCAGAGACUCAAGUGGCUUCAAAGAAGCAUUGCAACUACAGAUCUUUUUUUGUGUGGGGGAGGGGAGGGGGGUGUUUGAAAAUCACGCACAUCUCUGAGAAAAGGUUUGUUUGGGGGCGGGGAAUAGAUUGUGCUUCUGUACAUUUACAUGUCUCUUUUGGGGUCCGGGUGGGAGUUUUGUGGGGUUGGGGGUGGGGGGAGGAAUUGGUUAAAUCUGUUUCAAACCAAUCUGCAAGACUUGCAUUGGGAGGGAGGGAGUCCUGAUUCGCUUUUCUGGGGGAGGGAGUCUUGUAUCUUGAGGCGAGUUCAGAGGGAAAGAGAGAGAGAGGCCCUGGGACUGACAUUCCUUCCUGGGAUGUGAUAGUGAAGAGGAAGCUGGGAAAAUUGAACUGGAAGCUCAGCUAAAAUGAUAAUAAAGGAUUUGCACGCAUCAAGGUGAAGCUGGCAGCUGUUUUCUGAAGUCCACCUGAUAUUCUAGACUGAGAAAUCAGUAUGUGUGGAACUUCAAACACAGUAGACCAUGCCAAGGCUGUAUACUAUAUACUAGAGCAUACCAAGUGUCUGUCUGGAUUGUGGUACAGGGGGAAGUAGAAGGCGAAGGCUCUUCCUUUGCGACAAAAAAAAAUGUGUUUUUCUUACUCCGAAUCGUGAUGGUGUUGGAUUAUUUCACUGGUGGGGUUUUUAAUAUAGCAUGUUCUACUCUUCUAUCUUUCUGUUAAAACUGUUGAACAGUUGUUUUUUUUAAAAAAAUAAAAUAAAAAUAGUGUUAGAAUAAUAUAAGAAGCAGAUAGAUGGCGCUAUGUUUGAUUCCUACAAAGAUUAUCACCAGCUUUUUUCCUCCUUCUUAACUCUUUAAAGGAUUCAAACGCAACUCAAAUCUGUGCUGGAGUUUGUUUGUUUUUUUUAAAAAAGAAGAAAUAUUCAGGACCAAAUUUUUCCUCAGUGUCUGUGUGAUUGUGUGUGCGUGCGUGUCCCUCUAUAGUUGUCAAUGAAGAUGCUUUACUUUUCACACCAUGAUCCAUCCUUUAAAAUGUUUAUUUUUUUCCUUGUCCCCUUGUAAAUGAAAUCGGAUGCCAUUUUAUAAGUGAAGUAUUUAUACUGGCCAAACGUUAUUUUUACUUGUAUUACUUUGUCCUUUUUGUUUUUUUUGUUUUGUUUGGGUAGUUCUGUUGUUGUUUCCCCCACCAUUUUUAUGUCACCUUCCCCUGAAGGGCUAGAGUUUUAACUUUUAAUUUUUUAUAUUUAAAUGUAGACUUUUGACACUUUUAAAAACCAGAGAAGAAGAGAGAUGAAAACGUUUGAUUAUUUUCUCAGUGUAUUUUUGUAAAAAAUAUAUAAAGGGGUGUAUAAAAUUGCUGUUUUGGAUUUCCUGAUUUUAGACAGGGCUGCUGGUUAAUCUCUCUCAGACACAAAAUCAGCCCCCUACUUUCAUCAUGUUUACACUCCCAAUCUGCAGGCUUCUUAAAGAGACAGCAUCCCUUGUAUUCGCUCUGUUGAGGAGCUGAGACAGAGAGAGAGGGAUUAAACUCAUUCACUGUAGGGCUAAUUUCUAACCCCCCUCUCAAAGUAAAUAGUAUAUUGUACAGUAACAACUGGAGUAUUUUCGGAAGAAGAAAAAAUAAAAGGGAUCCUGUAGCUUUAACUUGUAAACCACAUCUUUUGCACUUUUUUAAAUAAGCAAAAACAAAAAAAACCUUUGCCGUUGAAAUCACUGGAUCUAUCUAAAUGCCGAUUUGAGUUCGCGACACUAUGUAUUGCAUUUUUUCAUUCUUGUAUUUGACUAUUUAAUCCUUUCUACUUGUCGCUAAAUAUAAUUGUUUUAGUCUCUUAUGGCAUGAUGAUAGCAUAUGUAUUCAGGUUUAUAGCUGUUGUGUUUAAGAUGAGAAAAAAAGAGUGAAAACAUCUUUGUACAUUUAAGUCUGUAUUAUAAUAAGCAAAAAAAAAAAGAUUGUGUGUUUAUGUAUGUUAAUAUAACAUGACAGGCGCUAGGACAUCUGCCUAACGAAGAAGAAGAGGUUCCGUUAAGGGUUUUUCUGUUCUGUUCUUUUCUUGGUCACCCAUCCUGUGCAAUAUGUGGAAUAUCUUUGUUUAACAAUCUGCCCAUAACAUGACAGGGUGGGGGGGAAGCUGGCUGAUCACGCCAAGUUCACUGCCUGUCAGAUUGUCAAUAUACUUUCUGUAAAUAACCUCUUUCCCUCCCUCCCCCCAAGGAAAUAAAAUCAGCUGGAACUGAGCCCUAAAA
Anolis sagrei ordinatus is the source of this 4277-nucleotide messenger RNA. It is a transcript of the gene SOX4, whose product is annotated as SRY-box transcription factor 4. Gene Ontology annotation, molecular function: RNA polymerase II cis-regulatory region sequence-specific DNA binding; DNA-binding transcription activator activity, RNA polymerase II-specific. Gene Ontology annotation, biological process: anatomical structure morphogenesis; cell differentiation; positive regulation of transcription by RNA polymerase II. NCBI's taxonomy places the organism in Eukaryota, Metazoa, Chordata, Lepidosauria, Squamata, Anolidae. The record is from RefSeq and is a predicted model, not a curated record.